Messenger RNA from Pseudoliparis swirei, 1822 nucleotides. RefSeq names its product MTOR-associated protein MEAK7-like. NCBI's taxonomy places the organism in Eukaryota, Metazoa, Chordata, Actinopteri, Perciformes, Liparidae. The record is from RefSeq and is a predicted model, not a curated record. Gene Ontology annotation, biological process: TOR signaling. The transcript is spliced from 7 exons. The coding region runs from base 1 to 825 and encodes 274 amino acids.
AUGGAUGAAGGGAGCUACGAUGUUUCCUGUGUGGAGGCCUGGAUCUCCCGGGUGUCCCCGGUGUGUUUGUACCUGGAGAUGCUGGUGGUCAAGGGCCUGACGUCCCUGAUUGGCCGGCCCCCCCUGCUGCCCCCCUGCGGGGAGGAGACGCCCUGGAGGGACGUGAGGAGUCUGCUGGACAUCCCCACGCUCAUGUUCCUCACAGCGCAGCUGCCGGACGGCUCCGGCGCCCCCUGGAGGCUGGUGUUCUCCACGCAGCUCCACGGGGAGAGCUUCACCCGGAUGCUGGGCGGCCUGACGGGGUGCGGCCCCACGCUGCUGCUCCUAAAGGACACCAGGGGUCACGUGUUCGGGGGCUUCGCCUCCCACGCCUGGGACCUCAAGCCUCAGUUCCAGGGUGACUCCAGGUGCUUCCUGUUCUCCGUGUCUCCCAGUCUGAGGGUUUAUCCAGCAACAGGAUACAACGAGCACUUCAUGUACCUGAACCAGCACCAGCAGACGAUGCCCAACGGACUGGGCAUGGGCGGGCAGCACGGAUACUUCGGCCUGUGGCUGGACGGUGACUUUGGGCGUGGUCACAGCCGUGCACGGCCCACGUGCUCUACCUACGGCAGCCCCCAGCUCUCUGGAGAGGAGGACUUCACCCUGGACUCCGUGGAGGUCUGGGCGGUCGGGAAGACCCCCCAACCAGAGGAGGGCGAGGAGGGGCGGGGCCAGAAGAGCGUCCUGGAUGCGAACCCGGAGCUCCAGGCCAUGCUGGAGAUGGCGGGGAAGACUCUCCACAGCCAGGGCCUCAGGGAGCCUCAGGAAGACCAGGACCAGUGAGAUGGACCUGGUCCUGCUGGGCGUGGAUCACAUAAGCCUUGAGAAGAAGGAACAGGAACACAUCUGGUGGCCUCAACAGGUUCUACAUGAGUUCUGUCUGCACUCGUAGUCUGGCAGGUGGAUUGAGUUGCAUUACUCCGGUCGGCCACCAGAGGCUGCACCAGGACCCCGAGCUCUAAAGAAAACUACAAGCAGUAGAACAACACUCACUAAAAAGAGCAAAGAAAACAAACUAACAGAAGGUUUCAGGUGAAACAUCCAACCUGUAGAAGCUCUGCGUCUAUAGUGACGUGGAUAUUAAAAUGAGCCUGAAGGCCUCAGAGGAGGGACGCGUCUCCAUUGGUGUUUGAUUCCUGUCAACUGCUCUGUGACGGAUGAUGUUAUUGCACAACAGUUUGACAGGACAUGAGGUUCAAGAGACACAGGCCUGUUGGUCAGCUUCUAGCCACGAUCACGUGAUCACGUGUUCAUCUACCUCUAGAUGGCUCUGUGUCUGAUUUCAAUGUGUUCAGCAUCUGUUUAUUGUUCUCGGUCUAACUCGUCCAGACUGGCUGUAACAGACGGCCUCUCCACCGGCUGCCUGCUCCUCUGAGAAUUGAUUUUAAGAUUCUUCUGAUCACUUUUAAAGCCCGCUGGCUCGUUGACAUGUUGGCCCCGUGUGAGCCCCAGCCUCAGAUCCUCCGGAGGCCUUCUGGCCGCGCCAAACACGAGGCUUGACACUAAGGGCGACCCAUUGGUCGACCGUCUUUUACCGUCAGAGCCCCUCGACCUUGGAACGACCCCCCGCAGAAUCAGGGACUUCUUUUAAAUCUCUUUAAAACCCAUUUUUGUGGAACAGCUGUUCAGUGAUGUUGCUCUUGGGUUCCCCUCUUUUAGUUUGUCUGUUGUUCUUUAUUCUGUAUCUUACCAUUCCAUUUGUUUUGCCUUCUCUGUACAGCACUUUGUAAACGGCUUUUAAAGGUGCUGUAUAAAUAAAGUUAUUAUUGUUCUCGCUCUA